UCUGCUUUGUUGUGAGCGUCGAUGCUGUGACUUUCAGCGAAGUCAGCUGCUAUUGUGCAAGGCAUUGCGAGGACUUUUUUUUUCAUCGCACUCACUGGACAUUAAAUGCUGUCAACUUGUUUUCAGCUCAGUUUGACGUCUUUUCGCCGGGUGGAAAUCUCAGGCGACAGAAGUCUGGACCUCCUGUAUAUAAACAAAACGCAGCAAGCUGCUUCUUAAGGUGGCACAGCUCUAAAGGGGCUACAGCCGUCGGCUUCCAGUUUGUCAAGUUAGCUAACUUCGUGUUAGUCGCUUUGCCCGUGAUGGAAAUAAACGUGCAGCUCUGCUAGGAGUUAAAACUCCCUACAGGGAACCGUGCGAACAUGAGAGAAGAGGACAAUUUGCUGUUGGGAAGCCAGUCGAUGGCAAGCGAAAGAGGGGGUGAACGUUCCUGCAGCAGCCCCCACUUGACUCGGGAGAAAAGACUGUCCAACGCGGAGGGCGACCUGAGGCUCCCUGGCUAUUGGUCCAGGUCUUAGUUGGAGAAAUUCGGACUUUCGAUAUGGAGACGGUGGGGAAAUUUGAGUUCAGUCGGAAGGACCUGAUAGGACAUGGCGCAUUUGCUGUUGUUUUCAAAGGCAGACAUCAGGAGAAACUUGACUGGGAGGUGGCAGUAAAAUGCAUAAACAAGAAGAACUUGGCCAAAUCUCAGACGCUGCUGGGGAAGGAGAUCAAAAUACUGAAGGAACUGAAACAUGAGAACAUUGUUGCAUUACUGGACUUUCAGGAAACUGCCAGCUCAGUGUACCUGGUAAUGGAGUAUUGCAAUGGCGGAGAUCUCGCUGACUACUUACACUCCAAAGGCACACUGAGCGAGGACACUAUUCGGGUUUUCCUGCAACAAAUUGCAGGGGCCAUGAAAGUCCUGCAGACCAAAGGAAUAAUUCAUCGGGACCUCAAACCCCAGAACAUUCUGCUCUCCUACACACCGGGCCGAAAGUCUCACUCCAACAACACCUGCAUCAAGAUCGCGGACUUUGGCUUUGCCAGAUACCUUCAGAACAACAUGAUGGCAGCUACACUUUGUGGCUCUCCCAUGUACAUGGCUCCUGAAGUUAUUAUGUCCCAGAACUAUGAUGCCAAGGCUGACUUGUGGAGUAUAGGAACCAUCGUAUUUCAGUGUCUGACUGGUAAAGCUCCUUUUCAGGCCAGCAGUCCCCAGGACCUCCGGCUGUUCUAUGAGAAAAACAAGAAUCUGAGUCCCAACAUCCCCAGAGAGACUUCCAGCCAUCUGAGGAACCUGCUGCUUGGUCUGCUGCAACGCAACCAUAAGGAUCGUAUGGACUUUGAUGAGUUUUUUACCCAUCCUUUCUUGGAUGCAAGCUCAUCCAUUAAAAAGUCCAUCCCUACAGUGACCAUGACCUGUUUGCCCAGUUCGGCAUCAGUCAGCUCUUGUAGCAGCUCUUCCACUUCUCACCUUGCUUCACCACCGCAGUCUUUAGCUGAAACUCAGCAUCUGCGUGCCAAAGUUCUGGCCUCCCCGACGCAAGAAGCUGCAGGAUUUCUCCUAAAGGACUCGUCUGGAGCAGGCGGCAGCAGCAAAAACUCCUCCUCUUGCGAUACAGAUGAUUUUGUCAUGGUGCCUGCUCAUUUUACAACAGGUGAACUGACUUGUGAGAGUAAAGUGCUGCAGGACAGUUUGAUGAAUAGUGGCUCUCUUUUGGCUUCAACUGGUCUGUGUAACCAAGCGAAAACACCACCACACUCUCCUUCUUACAGUGGAUCUCCAAGUCCUGUCAGGCCCACCGAGUUCCCUGUCAGUAAUUAUGGUAGCUGUGGAAGCCAUGUUCACUCAGUGCCUAUCCCAGUCCCCUCUCAGGUCCAGAACUACCAUCGCCUGGAGCUGAACCUUCAGUCUACCAAGCAGGAUGGCUCUCCACGGUUGUCGACAGCGGUGUGUCGUGGCAGCAGUGGAAGUCUGGUGAGCCAUGCAAGAGCAGGACCUUCGGCCCCAUGGCAGGGAGCGGUCCCCUCCUCCCGUAGGCUUUCACUGGGAGGGACCAGAACAAUCCAGAUUUCUCCUCAAGGCCCUCAGGACGUUGAGUCGAGGCAGACCUCUCAGCAGCAGCCACAGGCACCAGGGCUCGGCACACGGCUUCACAGUGCCCCCUGUCUGUUGGAUUGCGCGACUGGCAGCAGCAGACAGAAAAUCAAGAAGCAGCAUUCAGACCCUGUCGCUGUCCCUCCGUCUGGGCUGAUGACCAUCCGGCCGCUCCACUCUUCCCCCAGACUCAGUGAGCUGAUGCAGCGUAACCCUCUGCCGACCAUCCUGGGAUCCCCGUCCAGGGCUAUCCCUCCUUUUGAGUUCCCAAAGCCGCCAAGUUCUCCAAACAUUGUGACGUUCCUGACUCAGAAGGGUUUGGUUGUUGGUUCGCCUGCCAGUAGGACUGCCCCAGGAGAGCUCAGAGACCUGGGGCAACAAGCGCUGGCGCCGUCCGCCCACCCAGCCUACUGCGUCCACAGAGUGAACGAUGAUGGCAGGAGCUUUGGAAGGUCACAGAGUGCCGGCCGUCUGUCUGACAUGCUGCUAAUGGCUGCGUUUGGAGCAGGACAUGCAGGAGAACGAGGCAGCAUGGAGAACCUGGCCUCAGAAAAAGCCAUAGACAUAACAGCUCCUCCUGGUAGUGGCUUUGCACCUGGUUCUUGCAGCCCUGCACAGGUGGUUUUUACUGUUGGCUCUCCCCCCAGCGGCAGUACCCCACCUCAGACCUCCAGACACAGGAAAUGUUCAGGCUCCUUCAGUUCAGGCAGUCCUCCAGGCUCGUUGACCAGUCGCUACCCUCAUACAGGCAACUUUCCCGAAGGGUUUGAGGCCCCGCCCAGCCCUCGCUACAGUUUCACUGAUCCCAUCACCGCUAACAUGGGUGGCGCUGUGACCUUUGAGGCCCCUGAGCUGCCUGAGGAGACGCUGAUGGAGCAAGAGCACACAGACACGGUGCAGCGCCUGCGUUUCACUUUGGAGUUUGUCCUCUGUCUGAUGGAGGUGGCAAGCACUCGCGGGGCAGUCACAGCGGGGGGACAGGGAGACGGCUCUCACCGCGUUGUCCUUCAGCAGCAGAGCCUGGUGGCAGAUCAGAUAAGCUCACUGAGCCGAGAGUGGAGUCACGCGGAACAGUUGGUUCUCUACCUUAAAACCGCAGAACUAUUGUCUACUGCCUUACAUACGGCCAUGGAGCGAGUUAAACAGGGCAAACUCUACCCCUCUGCUACUGUCAAACAAGUGGUGAGGCGGCUGAAUGAGCUGUACAAGUCCAGCGUGGCAUCUUGCCGCUCUCUCAGCACUCAUCUGGAACAUUUCUUCUCCAGGAAGCAUCGUCUAAUGGACCAAAUCAGCUCUAUCACAGCUGAGCGUCUGCUCUUUAGCCACACAGUGCAGAUGGUUCAGGCUACUGCGCUGGAUGAGAUGUUCCACCAGGGGGAAGCAUCGAUCCUGCGUUACCACAAAGCUCUUCUGCUAAUGGAGGGCCUGUCUCUGCUCCUCACUGAACAGGAUGACAUCCUUAGUGUUAGCAAAUGCAAGGAGUGCAUUGAACGCCGCCUCACAGCUCUGCAGUCGGGUCUCUGUGUUUGACAUGUGAAGCCGUGCAACCCUCCAUUUGCACUCUGACACAUAACUAACCAAAUCUCCACCCACAUUUCACGGUUUCACAUAGAAAUGCUUUCGUUUUCACAAGAAAACCACAAAGUUUACUCAGACACUGGAGGGUUUUGCACAUGGAAGAUCUUUCAGUUUUCAGGGUUGGACUGUGACAGAAACAUCUCUUCUCUGGAGGUUGGACCAGUAAUGGACAUAGGGAGGACUCUGCUGCUGAAAAUGGAAAUGCCAAGAAAAAGAUUUGCACCUAGUUACUGUUGGUCUAAUAAGAAGGAGCAGUUUUUGCCAAGAAGUCACAUUCCUUCAUGUUGUGCUUAUCUAGCAUAAGAAAACAGCUUUUUAGGAUUCAUUCUAAAAAGCAGUGGGAAGAGAAGAUUAAUUCAGUAGAAGCUGCACAGUGGGUGACACGUUCCGAUACGGACUCCCUGUGUCUAAAUAUUCCCAUAAUGUGUUUUUUUGGCUUAUAUUUCUAAUUUCCCCAAACAUUUGUUCUGUGUCCUCUCUGAUUCUUUAAUACUUUUUGUCAGAAAGUAUACAUUUAUAAAGCAUAGUGAAAUUUAAUCUGCAGUAGUACAUAGAAGCACUAUUACAAAACCACAAGCAAAUUAUGUUAGAAAGACUUUUGAAGUAGAUUCAAUAUCUGUUUUGAUAAAAACAAAAGAAAAACAUAAAUGAAUAAGAAUUUGCUCAUUCAUUAUGUGCUUAAAAUUAUAAGGUCACAACCUGCCUUUCACACUACAAGAUUCAGUAUGAGUCUUUAUCUGUUGUGCGUCAUUGUCUCUUGGUUAUCUCAUCUUCCUCUUGGCAUUAGUCCACAUGUUCGCUGUUUAGUUUAGGUCAGGUGAUUUUGCUUGCUAACCAAUAACACAGUGAUUAAAAAUGGACUGACAAUUUCUUCCUUCUAUGCUGUGAGCAGCUAACUUUAUCUUUAAAAAUCUGCUUAUUUUGCUCACACGCCAUCUGUAUGAGUUAACUAAAUAAGUUUAUCUUAACAAAGAUAAAUGCUUGAACAAUAUCACAUUGUACAAAUGUGUUGAAAAUAUGACUUUAUCCAAAUUAAGUUUACUGAAAUGACUUUUUAGUAACAUUCAAAUUUCUUGAGCUGCACCUAUGUUCAUCUGACACUCGUAGGCUUUCACACUUACUGCUGGUAUGUCCUGCAAUUAAUUUCCAGACUUUGUCACUGGGAUUUUUUGCAUUUUAUCUCUCAAUCUUGUGGGUGUUCAGCGAGUUUAGUCAAAUAUGAAUGUAGGGGUGUCAGGAAAGAAGCAGCAUUAAAAUCAGGCCAAAUGUUGAAGGGGGGAAGUCAACAUUUAAGCUGAUCUUAAGGGCUGAAUGUUUUUGCACUGUUGACGUACUGUAUAGAUAGAGAAGUAUGCUAAAAGUGUGCAGUUUGUGUAGCCAUGCUCAUUUAGAGACUUCUGCUUAUUCAUUUGAGUGUAGUUUUAGUUGCUUUUGCAUUUACCUUCAUAAAUUGUGUAUGUUUUGAUGUUAAAGAGUGUUGAGAAGGAAGUUGUAUAAGCUAGUUUUCUAGAAGAUGAAAGAAAAAAAAUUCACACUGAAAAAAAUGUUGCAGUUCUUGUUUUGUGUUUUAUUUUAACAGUUAUUGUUUGGUUUGGGUUUUUUUAAGGCUAUAUGUCAUUUUAUACUUGCUUGAUUAAUUUUAAUUGUGGCUUUUUCACAUGUUCCCCAAAACAUUUUUUACUCUUCUAAAUUUGAUUUUUGAAAGUUUAAAUCCUACAUUAGUUUUUUUUUUUUUUUUUUUUUUUUUAUGGGCUGUGUGCAUGCAAGUGUGAACUGGUAAGCCUCAUAGUUAACACGUUAACAUGAGAGGAACACGUUAAGCUCAGAACUUGCUGCAUAGAUCUGCUCUUGUGAGAAGCAGAACACGUUACUCUGGUGUAACUGACAUCGAAACCCACCACUACCUUAUUUUACUCAAGAUGUCAUUCCUUCUGCUGCUCAAGGCAGAAAUUGAGUCCAUAUUUUAUAUAAUAAUGUUUGCGUGCGAUUUUGGCUCAAGAGGCUGUGCUGAGACGCCUUUGUAGCUUUGCAAUCAGCAGGACAAACUGGAGAGAUAAUUUAUCUGAACAGACAUUUUCUGUGUUUACUUUGUUGCCUUUCAUGUUGUGUCCUAAAUGAUGUCUUUGUCUCCAAGUAUACAUUCCGAAUAUUAAUUAAUUCCUCCUCAGACGUUUUGUCAUUACACUUGCUGUGCUGUCCUUCAAGAAAUCAGAUGAUAGAAAAAACUGAUGCAUGUGUCACUUUUUAUUUUUCCAUACAAUCUUUAUUCUGAUUAGUGAAAGCAAUGCCCUUUGAUUAUAACCAUCAUGUUGAUUUUAUUUCAGUUUGUUCCUUUUCCAUAUUUUCUAACAUACCGGGAUGUUUCCAUUUUAGGUUUUUUCCCUUUCACUAUUUCGAUGUUGCCUUUUAUAUGUCGUGAAUUAAGUUAUUGUAUAUUCAACUCUGGGAAGUUGAUGGGCCACCCGAACAUUCCCAAAGACUAUUAAACUUUUUGCUUGAUCUUCCAUAUUCUCUCUCUUGCUGUUGCAAAAGCAGUUUUAUUGUUUUCAUAUCCAUAAUAGACUUGCUAUCUCCUGUACCCCUGCUGGUAAUGUAAUCUUUACUGUUUGGGGAGCAUUGUCAUGAAUAAAGUGAAAGGAAAUUUC
This is a messenger RNA of Poeciliopsis prolifica (blackstripe livebearer), 6303 nucleotides long. RefSeq names its product unc-51 like autophagy activating kinase 1 (gene ulk1b). Bases 542 to 3610 code for a protein of 1022 amino acids. The record is from RefSeq and is a predicted model, not a curated record. The transcript has 27 exons. Gene Ontology annotation, biological process: autophagosome organization; protein autophosphorylation; peptidyl-serine phosphorylation. Lineage: Eukaryota; Metazoa; Chordata; Actinopteri; Cyprinodontiformes; Poeciliidae. Gene Ontology annotation, molecular function: protein serine/threonine kinase activity; ATP binding. Gene Ontology annotation, cellular component: autophagosome; cytoplasm.